This is a messenger RNA of Cucurbita moschata (crookneck pumpkin), 1673 nucleotides long. RefSeq names its product protein trichome birefringence-like 26. Bases 163 to 1386 code for a protein of 407 amino acids. The record is from RefSeq and is a predicted model, not a curated record. Gene Ontology annotation, cellular component: Golgi apparatus. Gene Ontology annotation, molecular function: O-acetyltransferase activity. The transcript has 3 exons. Lineage: Eukaryota; Viridiplantae; Streptophyta; Magnoliopsida; Cucurbitales; Cucurbitaceae.
GGGAUCAACCCAUCUAGAUCCAUCAGCUUUUCAAGACUUAAACCCACAACCCCCUCACUUAAUUAAGGCCCUCUUUGGUUGGUUGCAGAAUUAAGUCUCUCUCUCUCUCUUUCUCUCACUUCGUUUCUUCGUCUCAGAAGCAGAGGAGAGAGAGAGAGAGAUAUGAAGGUUGAACCCAAUAACCCAUUUCUUGUGAGAAAGCAAAGACAUGUUCUUCUCAAAUUUGCCCUCUUUUUGCUCUUCAUUGCUCUUUCUUUUCACAUUUUCCUCUCUGUUUCUUCCAAGCUAAUGUCAUCUUCCCCUCUUCAAAUCAGAGCUCAUUCCCCUCAAAAUGAUACUAGAGCAGAAUGUGAUAUAUUUGUGGGGGAAUGGGUAGCAGACCUUGCUGGACCCUCUUACACUAAUGAGAGCUGCCAUGUCAUUGAAGCUCAUCAGAACUGUGUACGAAAUGGACGACCCGACACGGGUUAUCUUUACUGGAGAUGGAGUCCGAAGGACUGCGAUUUACCGAGGUUUAAUCCCCGGAAGUUUCUUAAUCUAAUGAGGAACAAAUCAUGGGCUUUCGUUGGCGAUUCCAUUCAACGUAACCAUGUUCAAUCAUUGGUUUGUACUCUUUCUCAGGUGGAGGAAGCAGUUGAGAUCUACCACGAUGAAGAGUACAGAUCCAAAAAAUGGAGCUUCCCAUCUCACAACUUCACACUUUCAGUGAUUUGGGAUCCGUUCCUAACGAAAGCGGUCAUUUUUGAGGAUAUCAAUGGAGUUUCGAGUUCGGAUGUCCAGCUCCAUCUCGACAAGCUCGAUGAAGAAUGGACCUCACAGUAUAAGAAUCUUGAUUAUGUUGUAAUUGCAGGUGGGAAAUGGUUUUUGAAGACUGCUAUAUACUACGAGAACGACACUGUCAUUGGCUGCCAUAACUGCUUGGUAAAGAACUUAACAGACCUAGGGUUUGAGUAUGCGUAUCGAAAAGUAAUUGACCGGGUAUUUGACUUCAUCACGGGUUCUGAUCACAAGGCGUUUGUGUUCUUCAGAACUACCACACCAGAUCACUUUGAGAAUGGAGAAUGGUUCAGUGGAGGGCAAUGCAAUAGGACAGUGCCCUUCAAGGGAGGGGAGGUUGACAUGAAAGAUGUGGACGUAGCAAUGAGAAAAAUUGAACUGGAAGAGUUUGGGAAGGUUGUUGGGUCUGGAAAGUGCCAAAGCUUGAAGCUUCUCGACACGACCCGACUCUCGUUAUUGAGACCUGAUGGGCACCCGGGUCCAUACAGGCAGUUCCAUCCAUUUGCAGAUGGAAAUAAGAAAGUCCAGACUGAUUGUUUACAUUGGUGUUUACCAGGUCCAAUAGACUCCUGGAAUGAUUUGCUAAUGCAAUUGUUGGUUCAGAUGUAAAGGAUUGAAGAUUCAAAGGGUUGGACAUUUUUGGAGAACACAAGAUUGAACUUUCACAGGGUUGGAAUAGAAAGUGAUAUUACUUCAAAGGAUUUUGGUUGGCUGUUUGUUUUACCUGGAAAAGAAUAAAUGCUUUUUAUAUAUAUAUAGAAACAGAAAUGCCUCCAUUGAUCAAUCUUGUAAAACCAUUUGUAAACCAAAAUAUAAGCUUGAUGGAGCUGAAAAAAGAAAUAAGGACACCUGAUAAUCAAUCUUUUGUAACAAAAAGAAGAGUGAUGGUUUAUUUA